AUCCGGAACUUGGUCACAUUUUUAGAAAAAUUAUCCUGCCAAAUAACUUCAUCUUCCAACACGAGACAUAGUUCUUUCGCUCCACCAUGUCUAUCAAACAAGCAGCAUGGACCCACGGUCUUGGUGUAGAGCUUGAAUCUAGCUCCUGGUCUGCCCUCCGCCAAGGUUUCUACACCACUGUGAGUCCGUCGAAUGAAUCCACCUUUGGUUGGGUGCACUUCGUGAUUCCCACGCCCGUCAUCGUUGACGGCACUCGUCUCAAAGCCGAAUCGGCAAUGAUCCGCUUCUCGACCGGUUCAACGGCCAAGAUUACCAACUUCCAUGUCUAUGAUGGCGAGGUGAAGAUUGCAGAGUACGAUGGGUUGGCUCUGGCCGGAAGCCUGCAGUUUGUGAGAGAGGCGGUGCCGAACAAUCAUCAGGUGUUGUGGGGGACGGCGAUUAGUCUGGGGGUGCAGUUUUCUGGAAUGGGUCCGAACGAUUAUGUUCAAUUUAUUUCGGCGGGGAUUGAUUUUUAUGUUUAGACGAAGCACGGGUUGAGAUAAAGUCAUUUGCGAAAUAUGUUCUAUCUUUACAUUUCUUCCUCCUCUUCCCUCCCGG
Hyaloscypha bicolor E is the source of this 597-nucleotide messenger RNA. RefSeq lists its product as uncharacterized. Bases 87 to 521 code for a protein of 144 amino acids. Lineage: Eukaryota; Fungi; Ascomycota; Leotiomycetes; Helotiales; Hyaloscyphaceae. The transcript has a single exon. The record is from RefSeq and is a predicted model, not a curated record.